Cavia porcellus (domestic guinea pig) is the source of this 2240-nucleotide messenger RNA. It is a transcript of the gene Gin1, whose product is annotated as gypsy retrotransposon integrase 1. Gene Ontology annotation, biological process: DNA integration. Bases 319 to 1884 code for a protein of 521 amino acids. Gene Ontology annotation, molecular function: nucleic acid binding. NCBI's taxonomy places the organism in Eukaryota, Metazoa, Chordata, Mammalia, Rodentia, Caviidae. The transcript is spliced from 8 exons. The record is from RefSeq and is a predicted model, not a curated record.
GUCAUACGUACUUCUUUUUUUUUUUUAAGUGAGUCGUAACCUAACGUUGAUUUGAAAGCCGUUCCCUUCUCACGGCGUGAGGGAGCCUGAGUCCGCGGGGAAUUGGCGCCGGCGCCGUUGGGGCGUGGGGCCCGGGCGCUGCGAGUUCCCGCGGGCAGGGCUGGGGAGGGGUCCGUGCCGGAGGCGGCGCCGUGGCGAGUUCGGCUCGCUGGCCUCUUCCCGAGAUGCUGAAAGCAGCUGGACCUCGCCUGAAACGAGCGACUACUUAACACGCCGGCAAAAUGCUUAGGAGAUGCCUCACCCCGGGCGAGGUUAACGAUGGUCCGUAGUGGAAAAAAUGGUGACCUUCAUCUUAAACAGAUUGCGUAUUAUAAAAGAACUGGUGAAUAUCAUGCAACUACACUGCCAAGUGAGAGGAGUGGCAUAAGAAGAGCGGCAAAAAAAUUUGUCUUCAAAGAAAAAAAGCUGUUUUAUGUUGGGAAAGACAGAAAACAAAAUCGUUUGGUAAUUGUUUCAGAAGAGGAGAAAAAAAAAGUCCUAAGAGAAUGCCAUGAAAAUGACACUGGCGCUCAUCACGGCAUUUCGAGAACACUCACUCUAGUGGAAUCUAACUACUAUUGGACUUCUGUGACCAAUGAUGUCAAACAGUGGGUAUAUUCUUGUCAGCAUUGCCAAGUGGCAAAAAAUACAGUUAUUCUAGCACCUAAACAGCACCUUCUCAAGGUAGAAAAUUCAUGGAGUAUAGUUACUGUGGAUCUGAUGGGACCUUUUCAUACAAGCAUCAGAAGACAUGUUUAUGCUAUAAUUUUGACAGAUUUAUUCACAAAAUGGGUUAUGAUUUUGCCUCUAUGUGAUGUUUCAGCAUCAGAAAUUUCUAAAGCUAUUGCCAAUGUAUUUUUCUUAUAUGGACCUCCUCAAAAACUAAUAAUGGACCACAGAGAUGAAUUCAUUCAACAGAUCAAUGUUGAUCUGUUUGGAUUGUUUGGUACAAAAGAGAUUGUAAUUUCUCACGCUUCUGGAACUGUUAAUCCAACGGAGAGUACACCUAGAACCAUCAAAGCGUUUCUCUCCAAGCAUUGUGCUGACCACCCCGACAACUGGGAUGAGCACUUACCCGCUGUGUCCUUUGCGUUCAACGCCACUCACUCGGAGCCUGCUAAAAAUACACCAUAUUUUCAGAUGUUUAAUCGAAAUCCUUAUAUACCAAAGACUUCAGAUACUCUCCAUGAAGUGGAUGCUGACAACACAAGCGUGCUUGCCAGGAUUCUAGAUGCAAUUAAAGAAGCUGAUAAAAUAGUGGAGACAAAGACAACUUCAGUGGGCCAGAUAGAGAACAAUUUGAAUGGACUACAUAAAAGCAAGAUCAUUGUUAAGAAGAAAUCAAAGCAAUCAAAUCCAUUUCAUUUAAAAGUGGGUCAUGAAGUUUUAAGACAGAGGAAGAAUCGGUGGAAAGAUGGUCGGUUCCAGUCAGAAUGGAUUGGUCCUUGUGUCAUUGACUACAUUACGGAAAGUGGGUGUGCUGUCCUGAGAGACAAUACGGGGACUAGGCUUAAGAGACCUAUCAAGAUGUCCCACCUGAAACCCUACGUCAGGGAAUCCAGUGAGCAGGAUAGUCUUUAUCUCUUGCAAGGUUCUAUAGUGGCGGAUCAUGACUACAUUGGAUUGCCCGAAAUUCCAGUUGGAACACACCAAGCAAAUAUCUUGAUAGAGGAUGCAGCUAUUGGUGUAGUCGAUAAUGAGCUGCUGACAUCAAGCAAGGAACAUGAACUGUUAGAAUUCAGAAAUGCCAAAGCAUCUUCACUGAUAGAAGAUCAUGGUACUCUUGAAAAGCAGACUUUCAGUCUUUUGGACUCUUCAAACCAAGUCCUUGAAUACUUAAGUUAGUAAAUACUAAAAUUGAUGUAAAGUUUUUGUUUAGGAUGUUGAUAUUGUAUCCAUUAAAGUAGGUUGUAUAGAACAAGUGUCUUAAAAUAGUCUUAAUGACUAAAUCCCAAAAUUUUAUAGGUGUUUAUUUAAAGUUAUGUCACAUUUGAGUAUCAGAUAGAUAUAUAGAGCAAAAAGCAUAUACAUUAUAUGCUUUUAUAUGUGUAUUGUAUCAUAUACUUCUAUCAACAUAUAUAUAUGUAUAUGUGUAUAUAUAUAAAAAGAAGCAUAUAAUGUAUAUGAUUCAGUUCUUUUAAAUAGAAAGUAGGGAAAGCAUCUUUGCUUCUAAGGAAAUAAAUUCCAGCUUAAAACUCUUA